GGCUGACAAAGAGCCUCAGUUCCCACCAGGAUGUCCUCAGGAGUGACAAACUCCCAGGACAAGGAGCAGCAAUGUCCCCCCAGCCCUUCUGCUGCCCCCCACGACCAAAGUGACACUGAGCUGAUGUUCAAGCUCCAAAGGGAAGCCUCUCAAAGAAUUCUGAAGGCUCUGGGGACAGCCUGGAGGGUCUCAGCAGCGUCCCCACGCCUGGGGGACCCCAGUGGCACCAGCAGAGUGGGGAGAGCAGUGAUCCCAGCGCUGCUGACACCCAUCAUGGCCACCUCCACAGGCAACCGCAGCUCCCCAACCACUCUGCUGCCCCCAGACCAAGGUGUCAGGGACAGGGCAGGGCUGGGGCACCGCGGGGAUCCCUUGGACCAUCCCCAGCUCGCCCCACCGCAAGCCUCUGGGCGAGCUGCUGCCUCGGUAGGUGUCAUGGCGGCCUCCUGUACCUCGGUAGGUGUCAUGGCGGCCUCCUGUACCUCGGUAGGUGUCAUGGCGGCCUCCUGUACCUCGGUAGGUGUCAUGGCGGCCUCCUAUGCUGCGGUAGCCGUCAUGGCGGAGGCAGGAAGCGGAAGUCGUCGUUGUCACGUGACACUCGCCCGGUUCCGCCUGCGGGUGGCGGUAACGCCCGGUAGGGGCGGGGGGGGGACACGGGGGGAGCCGGAGGCACCGGGAACCGGGGGUGGUGUCCGGGAAGGGGCACUGGGACCCAGCGGGGGUCAGCCAGCCGUGACCGGGCCGUCCCCGCCGUGCCGUGCAGGCCGUGCCGUGCCGUGCCGUGCCCAGGAUGCUGCUGCGCUCCUGGCGGUCGCUGUUCACGGGCCGGCUGCUGCUCCUCACCAACACCGUGAGCUGCGGGGGGCUCCUGGCGGCGGGGGACUGCCUGCAGCAGGAGUGGCACCGCCGCAAGCACCCCGAGAGCCAGCUGCAGCUGGGCCGCACUGCCUGGGACCCCUGAUGCACUACUGGUACCUCUGGCUGGACUCGGCGUUCCCGGCGCGGGGCGUGCGCAGCCUCAGGACGGUGCUGAAGAAGGUGCUCAUCGACCAGCUGGUGGCCUCGCCCAGCAUGGGAGCCUGGUACUUCGUGGUUCCCGCUGACCCCUCCUGUCCCCGCAGCCAUCGGCACGCUGGAGGGCCAAUCUCUCCAGGAGAGCUGGGACGAGCUGAAGGAGAAAUUUUGGGAAUUCUACAAGGCCGACUGGAGCCUGUGGCCGGCGGCGCAGAUCCUCAACUUCCUCUUCGUGCCGCCCGCCUACCGCGUGGUGUACGUCAACGUGGUGACCCUGGGCUGGGACACCUACCUGUCCUACCUCAAACACAGGCCCCGCAGCUCCGGGCAGGAGCCACCACGGCAGAGCCAGAGCAGCGCCGGCGCCUAGAGAGGGAGCAGCUCCUCCAGAGCAGCCUGGAGAUGGAUUUCUGGGCAUUGUGGAGCCCCCCAAGCUGAAUGAGGGGAUGGCCAGAGCCAGCCCCACCACCUGCCUGCUGCUGAUUAAUUCAUCUGCUAAUUACAGCCACGGGUUGGGGUUGUAACAAUCUCUUGUUGCAGGAGAAGCUGUAAAGUGAUUUCUUCUGGGAUUUGCCCGCAGAGCAAACCAGUGCCCUUGCUGCUCCUCCAGCACCUUCCAGCCACCUGGAUCCCCACAAAAUGGAUUUUGGGAAGGAAUUCUUCCCUGUGAGGGUGGUGAGGCCCUGGAAUGGAAUUCCCAGAGCAGCUGUGGCUGCCUCUGGAUCCUUUGGAAGUGCCCAGGGCCAGGUUGGAGCAGCCUGGGAUGGUGGGAGGUGGCACGGGUGGGAAGGGAUGGGAUUUAAGCUCAUUCCGACCCAAACCCACUCCCUGAUUCACUCUGGCUGCUCCUCUGCUCUCCCUGCAGCUCCUCACUCCUUCCCCUCCUGCUUUUUCUCUUCCAGCUCAAGGAUAAAAUCCCUGCACUCCCCCCAGCUCCCGUUUCCCCCCCGGCUCGGGCGGGGGCUGCAGCCACCUGGAUCCUCUAUAAAUAGGGAUGUGAUUGCGGCACUCAGGAGGAGGCAGAGGGGGGUUGGAGCCAAAUUUUGGCAGAGUUUGGGCCAUCACAUCCCUCUGCUCCCAGCCCUGGGCAAGCUGGAUGCUCCCUGCAUAACUGAAUUAUUUCCAGUGUCAAUGAAAAUUGCCCGAAUGGGUUUUUGUUUGUUUAUUUUAACUUGAUUUUUAAAGCUGUGCCUUAACGCUCUGCCCUGGUCCCUGCUGUCACACACCCAGGGGGGAUUCAGCUCCUCCCUCAGCAGCAGCAGGAGCCAUUUGGGGGAUGAUAAUUUAAAAAAAAUCCAAUUAAUUUUGCUCCUCUCUUGGCAACUCAGGGACCCCGAGGAACUUCUGAUCAGCAAUUGGUUUAUUUCUUCACAACAUUUCUUUUAAUACAGUGAUUUUUAGGAAAUUGUA
Pyrgilauda ruficollis (rufous-necked snowfinch) is the source of this 2424-nucleotide messenger RNA. It is a transcript of the gene MPV17L2, whose product is annotated as MPV17 mitochondrial inner membrane protein like 2. Gene Ontology annotation, biological process: mitochondrial ribosome assembly. The coding region runs from base 31 to 1452 and encodes 473 amino acids. The transcript is spliced from 6 exons. The record is from RefSeq and is a predicted model, not a curated record. Lineage: Eukaryota; Metazoa; Chordata; Aves; Passeriformes; Passeridae. Gene Ontology annotation, cellular component: membrane; cytoplasm.